AUGUUUGGUUCAAAAUACCCAGCUGCCGUAGUAUUUGAUUUGGACUACACUUUAUGGCCCUGUUGGUGUGACACUCAUAUAACCCCUCCAUUGAAAUCAAUAUCAUCAUCAGAGAUUGUCGAUGCUUCAGGCAUGCGAUUAGCAUUUUAUCCCCAAGUAGAAUCAAUAAUACAUGAACUAGUGGCAAACGAUGUCACCGUUAUUGGAGCUAGUCGAACAGCAACUCCGCAAGUGGCCAAGAAAAUCUUGUCCAUGCUUCAAAUUGAUGGUAAGUCAGCAAUCCAUUACUUUGAUGCUCUUGAAUGGGGACAAGGGUCAAAAACCAAACACAUUAAACUUGCAGCAAAACAACUUGGAAUGGCUAGCGAGUUAGAGCAAGGGAAGUUUAUUCUAUUCGAUGAUGAGUUGAGAAAUCGGGAUGUAUCGAGUAUCAAUUGUCAUUUUGUUCAUGUUCCUGAUGAAUCUCUGGGGUUGACUAGAAAUGUAUUUGAGAAAGGAUUGGAAUCAUAUAGAGCAAAGCAGAAUAAAUAG
Molecule: messenger RNA, 531 nt
Organism: Lodderomyces margitis
Lineage: Eukaryota; Fungi; Ascomycota; Pichiomycetes; Serinales; Debaryomycetaceae
Product: Mg-dependent acid phosphatase
Exons: 1
Coding region: 1-531 (176 amino acids)
Molecular function (GO): acid phosphatase activity
Source: RefSeq, a predicted model, not a curated record